Triplophysa rosa is the source of this 1271-nucleotide messenger RNA. RefSeq lists its product as uncharacterized. The transcript is spliced from 5 exons. The record is from RefSeq and is a predicted model, not a curated record. Gene Ontology annotation, molecular function: protein binding. NCBI's taxonomy places the organism in Eukaryota, Metazoa, Chordata, Actinopteri, Cypriniformes, Nemacheilidae. Bases 44 to 748 code for a protein of 234 amino acids.
UCGAGAGAGCUUCAGAGUCGAAAGACGCUCAUCCAUACCAGCAAUGCCCAUCAUUACCCCAAGCACCAACGGAAUCAUGCCUGAAGUAAAGAAAGCAGGAAGAAAAGGAUCAAAAGCUGAUAUAAAACCUGCAGAAAAGGCACCGCCAUAUGACCCCGACAUCCCAGAACCCAAUUCUAGAGAUGAGCUGAUGAAAUUUUGGAUGAACAUCUCUCUGGAUGACAGAACUGCUCAGAAAACGUUGUGGCUCUCUGAAGGUGGAGCCAAGGUGUCACGUCUGUCUGAGGAAGUGUGUCCUGUUCUGGACAGACCUGAGAGAUAUGAAUAUUCACCACAGGUGCUGUGUAAGGAGGGUGUUUUGGGCAACCGUGGGUAUUGGGAGGUGGACUGCAAGGGCUGGGUGGUGCUUGGAGCAGUAUGUGAAAGCACAGGACGGAAAACUAAGGAUGGUCCGUGUGGCAUAGGAGAGAAUGACCUGUCAUGGGGUGUGGGCUGGGCUGGCUCCUGCUACCAUGUGUGGCACAAUGGAGAAAACAUAGAAGUCCAAGCUCCCCUCUGUCCCACCAUUGGGAUCUAUGCAGACCAGCCAGCUGGAAUCAUCAAGUUUUACCUUGUGGAGGAUGGUGAGAACGGCUCCAAGCAGGUCAGACUGGUCCAUCGGUUUAAAACAACCAUCAAUGAGAAGCUCUACCCCGGUUUCUGGGUGGGCAGGAAAUCCUACUGUUGGAUUCGGAAGAAGGAUCAGUAGGAGAGUAAAAUCAUGAAGGGCUGGGGAAUUGUUGGGAGGGAAAGGGAUUCAAAAAUACAGGAAAAGUGAAUACAAGCAUCAUUUUAAUUUAAAAGAACAUCAGAAUACUUUGCUUGUUUUUAAAACUCUACAAAGUGGUAUCCUGUAAUUCAGUUAACAACAACAUAAUGAGAAACACUUCUGUAAAUCUAAACUCUUGUGUUCUAACAUUUUUAAAUACCAAUGGAAGUUAUUGCCAGCUUGUUUUAAUUUCACUUUUAUUACAAUCAGAUGGGUUGGCAAAAAAACAUAUGAACAACACUUUUACAACAAAAACAGUCAUGUAUGGUGAACCUUCGAAUUAAAUCUCAUUGUUACAACCAAAUUGCUUCUGUAGUUUAUACUAGUGAUUUGAAUAGUCGUUUUGUGUUUAGGAUCCAAAUAACUUUAUAUUGUUCCAUAAGACAAAUAUAUAUCAGACAUUUAAGUAUCUCUGUUCAUAAAGUACUUAAUAAAAAUAACCAUUUGUGUUAUCGGAUUACUA